AUGGAUGAUAUUAAUAGUGAAAAAUUAUUUUUUAAAAUUAUUAGAAAUAAAAUAAUAUUUAAAAUAAUUUUAUCAUUUUUAAAAUUAAAUAAAAAACUUUGUAAUAAAGAAUUAAAUUAUAAAAUAUUUUUAAAUCCAGAAUUAUAUAAUAAUAAUUAUUAUUUCAAAAGAAUUAAAAAAGAAAAUGAAAUAAAGAGUGGUUCAAUUCAUUGUAAUGAUAGAGAAGAAUUUGAAAUUAGGUCAACCUUUUUCAAAUUUAAUCAAUUUUCAUCAAUAAAUAAUAUUGAACAAAUGUUUGAAUUAAAUAAAAUUGAAUUAUUAAAAUCAAAAAUAAAAUCAAUAAUUUAUAAUCAAGAUUCUUCUAAUGGUGGUGGUGAUGAUGAUGGUUCAAUAUCAACAUUAUCAACAGAUUUAAUAUUUAAUAAAAAAUCAAUUUCAAAUAUUUUUCAAAAAAUCGAUGGAAAUUUAAUUGAAAAUCAAAUUUUUUAUAUCAAACUUUUAUCAAAUAAUCCAUAUUUAGCCAUUGAUUAUGAUCUUUUAUCAAUGUCUUGUAAAUUUAAUAAUUUAUUUUUAUUAAAAUUAUUAAUUAGAAAUAAAAUUGUUGACAUAUCAGCUAUUCAACCAAAUUAUCCAAUAAUAUUAUCAAUAUAUAAUAUAAGAGAUAAUAUCACCCUUUCAAUAGAUUCAUUAUUAAAAAAGUCUUUAAAAUAUGGUAGAGUUGAAAUCAUUGAAUAUUUAUUAUCAAUGAAUUUAUCAAAGACAACAAUAUUAUCAACAUCAUUAUUACCAUUUAAAUUAUCAAUUGAAUGUAAAAUUAAAGAGAAUAGAAAUGAAAUUGUUAAAUUAUUAUUCAAUAAAUUAAAUUAUUUACAAGAUUUCAUUAAUAAUAAACAAAUUAAUUUAACAUCAUUAAUUGUUAAUGAAAAACCAUUUAUUUCAAUAUUAAAUUUAUUUGAUUUACAAAUUAAAAUUUUAGAAAUAAUUUUAAAUAAAUUUCAUACUUUAAUAAUUAAUAAUAAUAAUGAUGAUGAUCCAAAAAAUAAAGUUUCAUCGAAUUUUAUAAUGUCUGAAAUUACAAAAAUUAUUGAACAUAAUUUAAUAUUAAAUUUCACACAGCAAUCAUCAUGUGAAUUGGUUAGGAAAUUAAUUUUAAUUUUUACAAAAUUAACUCCAAAGAAUAAUUCAAAAACUAAACAUUUAUUAGAAAAAGAAAUUGAAAUUUUUAAAAAUAAUAGUAGUAAUAAUCAAAUUAAAUAUAUUAAAUGGGUUUUAUAUCAUACUUUACCAUUGUUAUGUGACUCAUAUUGGAAUUUUUUAAAUUUAAAUUUUAGAAAUUUAAUAUACAGUUUUUCAAUUAAAUUCGAAAAUCAACAACAUCAAGAAAAAACUUUAAAAAAGUAUUUCAAAUCAAGUUUAAUCACUAUAAAUGAUUUAUUUAAACCAAUUUCAAUGUUAGAUUUUAAUUAUUUAAAAAUUAUGAUUUCAAAUUUUAAACAAUUCAAUUCAAAAGAUUAUAUAAUUUCAAAUGGUAUAAUUUUAUUUGACUUAAUAAAAUCAUCAUCAUCAUCAUUCACUCAUGAUAAUAUUGAUAAAUUAUUAGAAUUUAUAAAAUUAAUAAUUUUAAAAAUAUCAUCAAAUAAAUUAAAAAAUAAUAAUGAUGAUGAUGAUGAAAUUUUAUUUUUAACUUUAAAUUCAUUAAUUCAUCAAUUAAUUAAAAUUAAAGAUAUUAAAAAUUUAUUAAUUAUUAAAAUUAAUUUACAAUUAAAUAAAUUGCAAAAUCAUAUUAAAAUUAAUAUUAAUAAUUCAAAUUAUUUAAUUAAAAAUCAAUUAUUGGAAUUAAUUGAACAACAACAAGAUAAUAAUAAUAAUAAUAAUAAUUUAAUAAUUAAUAAAGAUUUUAAAUUUUUAUUAAAUGAUAAAAGUGGGAAAGUAUUAGGUCAAUUAUUAAAGAGAAGGAUAGUAACUGAAAUAGCAAAAAGUGAUGAAAUUGAAUUUGCCAUUUCAAGACAAUUGUAUAUACCAAUAAUAAAAUUAAUAAAGUAUAAUAAAUUUUUACCAAUAAAUAAUAAUAAUAAUAAUAAUUUACAAGAAAAGCAAGAAAGAAUUAAUUAUUUAAGGAAUAUUAGAGAUGAGUUUUUAGGAAAAUCAAAUUUUGUUAGUUUUACAUUUUUAAAAUGUUCAAUUAAUUAUUUCGAAAAUGAACUAGAGAAAUUGGGUGAAAAAAGGAUAACAGUCAUUCAAAAUUAUGUUUAUUAUAUAUUAAGAUCAAUAGAUGCAGGUGAUUUUUAUGAAACUUUUAAAUAUUUUCAAUAUUUAGAUUUAAUUUUUAAAAAUGAUCUUGUUGGAGUAAUUGAAUCAAUAUGUAUAAAAAUCGGUGAAAUUGGUAAUACUGAAUUACUUUCUGAUCUUUUAGAUAAUUUAGAUGCUAUUUAUUAUUGUAAUGAUAGUGGUAGUAAUGAAGAUGAAAAAAAUAAAAAUUGUAAAUUACAUACAUAUUUUUUAUUUCAAAUUUUAUCGAAAUCAAUUUUCUCUCAACAAUUACCAUCAAUUAAAUUAAUUCAUUCAAGAUAUAAAACUAAUUUUAAUUUAUUUCCAUGUAUAAAUUCAAAAAAUCAAUCAAAUUUAAUUUAUCAAUCAAAUUUAGAAUCAUUUGCAAUAUUAUCUUUAACAUUAAGAUCAUUUAAAAUUUUUGAAUAUUUAGUAUUCAAAAUUAGUAUUAAAUUCGAUAAAAAUAAGUUUAACCCAUUAAAAAAAGAUAAAUCUCUUCAAAUUUAUCUUGAUAGUUUAUCAAAAAUAAAUAAACUAUAA
Messenger RNA from Dictyostelium discoideum AX4, 2808 nucleotides. RefSeq lists its product as hypothetical. NCBI's taxonomy places the organism in Eukaryota, Evosea, Eumycetozoa, Dictyosteliales, Dictyosteliaceae. The coding region runs from base 1 to 2808 and encodes 935 amino acids. The transcript has a single exon. The record is from RefSeq and is a predicted model, not a curated record.